Messenger RNA from Yamadazyma jaroonii, 2973 nucleotides. The record is from the annotation of a GenBank genome assembly. NCBI's taxonomy places the organism in Eukaryota, Fungi, Ascomycota, Pichiomycetes, Serinales, Debaryomycetaceae.
AUGUCAAUAAAAGAGUCCGCCAACAUUAAUGUUGGUUAUCCAGUUUAUGCAACCAAAUUCAUCAAUAACAAGACUUUGGUUGUGUUAGGUGGUGGUGGUGAAGGUAAUAAUGGUAUACCUAACAAAAUCACUGCCAUUAAAGUCAGUUUCAAAAUGGAUAAGAAUCAUCGUUUACAACGAUUUAGAGAGAUCACUUUACCUCCUACUGAAGAUUCUCCAAUGUGUAUUGAUCUAGUUAAAAAGGACGGUAAGGAAUACAACGUUUUCAUCGGGUGUAAUCAAUCCACUCAAUUGAUGAAAUCAAUGAAUAUUAACAAUAAUUUAAGAAAAUAUGUUUUCACAGCCGACGAACAUUUGCAAUUCAUUGAUGCCGUUCAAUUAGAUGAUGACAUAUCGGCCGAUGGUGUAGGGGAAUAUCCAAAAAUCAUUGAUUUAUCAACCGAUAGUAAGUUUGGAUGCUUUAUGACAUCCAGUGUGCCAAGUGUUAUUUCCUUCUUUGAUCCAGUUGAAUUACAAUUAACUUCGAAAUUUUCAUCUCCAGACGAAAUCAAAGAUUUUAAUUUAUCACCCGAUAACAAGAAGUUGGCCUACAUUACCAGCAAAAAGCUAGAAAUCGUUUCGACAGAUACCAUGGAAAUCAUUCAUUCAUCAACUAAAACCGAAGCAAAUUCUAUUUUUAAAAAUCUCAUAUUGACUAAAAUCAAAUAUGUCAAUGAUGAUGAAUUCAUUAUUACUGCCAAUAAGAAGAAAGGAGUGUGUGUUUUGAAAUAUAAGGAUGGCAAGGUUACUAAAAUGAAUGAAUUUUCCAAUAAAAUUAAAGGUUUAGUAGCUUUUGAUUUUAAUACCAAUAGUGGCUUAAUUGCUGUGGCAGGUAACGAUUUUUCAUUGACCAUUUUAAGAUUAUCUGAUUUGAAGGUUUUGAAAACAUUCCCUAAAUUACAUGAAUUUGCAUUAACUUCUGUUAGUUUCUCCCCCAAUGGUACUAAAUUAGUAACAGGUUCGGCUUCAAAUAAUGUUCACGUUUUCAAAAUUCCAAACAACUACUCAAAGGGUACUUCUGUACUCAACACUUUGGUCAAUUCAGUGUUUUAUUCAUUGAUGUUGAUAAUUUUAGCUAUUUUCAUUCAAUCUUCUUACGAGUCAGGUGAUUUAGCCAAUUAUUAUGAAAAUUCCUUGAAUUUUGCUACUCAUUAUUUUAGUUCGGUCAUUGAAUUAUCAGUCUCAAGCUAUGAACUUUUAAAAGAAAAAAUCACCAAAUUAGAGGGUGACGAAAAGACAAAUGAAUACUUUACUAUGAGUGAUUGGGAAGAAACCACUACCGAAUCUCCCAUAAUUGAAUCAACUUGGCCAGCAGAUGAUAUUGUGAGCGAAGUUUCCGAAAGUGAAAUGGUAACUGAUAUCGAAACAACCGUUGAGUCUACCGUUCCUGAACCUGUAGAAGAAUCCACAGCUGAACCAGUGGAACACGUUGAAAAAGAACUUCAUCAACCUGAAGAAGCAUCGUCUCCUGAAGUCGAAGAUGAAGAUAAAGAUGAAGAAGUGGAAGUGGAAGUAGCCAAAGAACAGGAACAACAAGAGGAAGAAGAAGCUGCCGAAGAAACAGAAGUCGAACAACCUGUCGAAGAAGAAGCUAUCGAAGAAGAAGGAGCCGAGGAAGAGGAAGCUGAACAAGUCGAAGAAGAGGAAGAAGCUGUUGAAGAAGAAGCUGUUGAAGAAGAAGCUGUUGAAGAAGAAGCUAUUGAAGAAGAAGCUAUUGAAGAAGAAGAAGAAAUCGCUGAAGACGAAGAUGAAGAUGAAGAUGAAGAAGAAGAUGAAGAUGAAGAUGAAGAAGAAGAAGAAGAUGAAGAUGAAGAUGAAGUCGAGGAAGAAGAAGAAGCUAUUGAAGAAGAAGUCGAAGAAGUCGAAGAAGAAGAUGAUGAAGAAGAAGAUGAUGAAGGAGAAGUCGAGGAAGAAGAAGCUAUUGAAGAAGAAGCCGAAGAAGGAGAAGAAGCCGAACAAGUCGAAGAAGAACCAAUCGCUGAAGACGAAGACGAAGAUGAACAAGAAGUCGAAGAAGAAGAAGGAGUCGAAGAAGAAGAAGUCGAGGAAGAGGAAGCUGAACAAGUCGAAGAAGAGGAAGAAGCUGUUGAAGAAGACGCUAUUGAAGACGAAGGUAUCGAAGAAGAAGCUAUUGAAGAAGCCACUGAAGAAAAAGCCACUGAACAAGAAGUUCCAGAAGAAGGAGCCAUAGGAGAAGGAGCCACAGGAGAAGAAGUCCCAGAAGAAACUGAAGUGGAAAGUGAAGAAGCUGUUGAAGAAAAUGGAGACAUCGAAGUCCAAGAAGAGAUAACUGAUGAAAUUCCAAUUCAAGAAGUAGAUACUGGGCUCCAAAUUGACGAACCGAUCGAAAUUUCCAACAACGAGACCAAAGAAGAUUCAACUUAUGAAUCUAUUGCUCAAAUCGAAAUUGAAACUGGAAUCGACGGUGAAUCUCCAGAAGGAACAGUCGUCGAAGAAACGGCAGUCGAAGAAACUCCUGAAGUUUCUGAAGUUGAAAGUGAAAUAGAAAUCCAAGAAAGUGAAGCCGAAACAACUGAGGAAUCUAAAGAAACUCCACCUGAAGCUCUAGAAGUUGUGGAAGAAGCUAUCGAUGAGACAGUACCAGAAAUCAAAGAAGAAAAGAUUCCAACCAUCGAGAAUGUUAUUCCUCCCGUAUCCCUCGAACAAGCUACUGAGAAAACCACAGAAACAGAAGAGUCAAUUGAGGAAAAAACUUCUGAAUCAACCGUUUCAGCAGCCAGCCAGGAACCAGAAUCAUCGAACACUGAGAUUCCUGAACUCAUAAUCGAAAUCACCAAGGUUAUAGAAAGAAAUGAACCUGAAAUCACCACCACAUCAACCACAAAAGCAUCCCCCAAACCAAAGUCUAAACCAAAGAAGAAAAAAGUUAAAAAGGUCAAAAAGGUCAAACCUCCAGUUCAUGAUGAACUUUAA